UUGGGUAAUUUGUGCCAUCGUUAAAGCAGGUUAAGAAAAGAUGAAGCUGCUUGUUUGUUGUCUCCUAGCCAUCACCUGUUGUGUUUUGGCGAAUGUCGACAAGGUCAAGAGAACAAUGAAGCUGACUGAAGUACUAAAGGAGUUAAGAGAACUAAACAAAAGUGUGGCGCACAACGGCAUGAUGUUGAAUACUCCUACCCUGGAUAUAGAGGAAUGCUGUUUCCUAUCUGCCUUGGAGUGCUUCCGGAAGAUGGUACCUAGUCUCAAGGCCAAACAAAAGAAAUUGCAGCGCAAAGUUAUCAAAAACCUCAGCCCACUGACUUUUGGAGGUGUGGACUCCUGCAGUCGGGAGGAGAGAGAGAACAAAGUCUGCCAAGGAUGUGAUUCCUACCCAAUGAAGGACAGCAGGGAAUUUGUUAAAAAGUUGGAAUCUCUUCUUCAAAAGCCCCAACCAUGCAACAGGAGCCACACCAAGGCCUCCUGUGUACACCCAGAAUGGAGCAUUGGCUGCCACUCCGGUCCCCUGCAGCAGCUCCACUCCUUUGGAGGGAGCUUCACCCGGGUGGACUGA
Oncorhynchus kisutch (coho salmon) is the source of this 571-nucleotide messenger RNA. RefSeq names its product interleukin-21. Gene Ontology annotation, molecular function: cytokine receptor binding. The coding region runs from base 41 to 571 and encodes 176 amino acids. NCBI's taxonomy places the organism in Eukaryota, Metazoa, Chordata, Actinopteri, Salmoniformes, Salmonidae. Gene Ontology annotation, cellular component: extracellular region. The record is from RefSeq and is a predicted model, not a curated record. Gene Ontology annotation, biological process: immune response. The transcript has 6 exons.